AAAUUAAGCAAAAAUAUUGGAAGAUUUACACGCAGCACUCUCUCUUUGUCGAACCAGUCGUCCAACCUUCUCUUUUGAUUCUCUCUUACAAUCAUGAAGUAUCUUAUUGCACUUGCUGCCCUCAUAGUCUGUGCCACAGCAUUUGAAUACACAGCUGAAUGGGAGCUAUGGAAACGAACCAACGGAAAGGACUACUCCAGCGACAAGGAAGAGCUCUACCGUCAAACCAUCUGGGAGGCGAACAAGAAGAUAGUCCUCGAGCAUAAUGCAAACGCUGACAAGUGGGGCUGGACUCUUGAGAUGAACGCAUUCGCUGAUCUAGAGUCCUCCGAGUUUGCUGCAAUGUACAACGGCUACAGGCGGUCCGCCAGGAAGAGCAACGCCACCAGGUACCAUGUACCCACUGGUAAUGCUCUACCCGACACUGUGGACUGGAGGACAAAGGGAGCAACUAACCUUGAUCAUGGUGUACUGGCCGUUGGGUAUGGAACCGAACCAAGUGGUCUCUUCCAUGAGGAGAAACCCUACUGGCUCGUCAAGAACAGCUGGGGCCCAGACUGGGGACAGCAGGGAUACUUCAAGAUUGUUAGGAAGGACAACAAGUGUGGUAUAGCCACUGAUGCCUCUUACCCCACUGUUUAAGAGAGAGAGAGGAGGGUUCUCCUCACCACUGCUGUAGGAACUGAUUGUCUUUGUACUGUAUAAUGUGAAAAACUCUUACUCUUCCUUUAAGCUACUUUAGUUUUUUUUGUCUAAUAUUACUUCCCAUAACUACAUGCUAUUAUCCUUAGUGUUUUGAUUUCUUAAUGUUAACCAUAUCCUUUCAA
This is a messenger RNA of Amphimedon queenslandica, 827 nucleotides long. Its product is annotated as silicatein-like. Bases 94 to 642 code for a protein of 182 amino acids. The transcript is spliced from 2 exons. Gene Ontology annotation, biological process: proteolysis. The record is from RefSeq and is a predicted model, not a curated record. Gene Ontology annotation, molecular function: cysteine-type peptidase activity. Lineage: Eukaryota; Metazoa; Porifera; Demospongiae; Haplosclerida; Niphatidae.